AUACCGGAUCAACAAAUGUGGAAUGGUCUGCAUCAUCAACUCGAUUUAGAAAGAAGGAAAAGAGGGAAUUACCAUGUUUUCCGACGUGGGGUUUCUGCAAAACCUCUGUUCAAUUGGGCUGAUCACCCGUCGCUGGUCACCGACGCUGUUGAGAAUGGAUGGUCCAGAUUUGGGUUCACUGGCUACAUGCCGUCACCGUCCACCAGAUCAAGCCUCUUGGGGAUAUGCGCAGCAGGGGAUUACGAAAGAGGAAACGAUGUGGAGAUAAGUUGGGAAGUCUGUCAGGGAUCAGCGGAUUUUAUGCAGAAAAUUAGGCUAAAUUCUGGGUUAAAAAAAGCGAAUUUAAGCAACCAUUCCACGGCGGCAGCCUCCGUGAUCAGAACAGCUUUGCCGUUACCAGGGCCGCCGUUGGGGAACUCUGCUUUCCCUCAAGAGGCGUAUUUUGAGAUCACGAUUUUGUUCUGUCGCGGCCGCAAUGACGAUCAAGAAGGCGAGAAGGUCAAACUCAUACAGGAAAAUUCUAAUGCAAAGGCGAAUUCAGAAUCAGAGGAAAUGAAGCUUGAAGGCGACGCAGUGAUGAUCUCCGUAGGACUAACCGGAGGCGCUCCUCUUCCUCUGAAGCUCCCCGGAAGCUAUCCGGGGUCCAUCGGAUUCAAUUCCGACGGUUCUGUCUUUCUCGAUGGGAUUAAACUAGUGUUUGGAUCGGAAAAAGAAGACUGGGGAAAAUCGGAGAAAGUGAUAGGUUGCGGGUUCGAUCCACGGCAAAAGAAAGUGUUUUUCACGGUAGAUUCACAGCUGGUCCAUGUGAUAAAUUGCAAAACAGAGGAAUUUGGAACUCCGCUGUAUCCAAUUCUUGCAGCAAACGAUGACGUUUUGGUCCUAGUCAAUUUUGGACAGAGCGCAUUCGUGUACUCGCCGGCGAAUCCUCGCCGGACACCGAACCCUUGUUUCAUUGGCCCCCUUGUGAACUCCCCUGCUCUCGGGUUUGAAGAUAGCAAAGAGCUGUUUUCGAUGGGGAGAAUUGAUUCUCAGUGGUUUAACCGGAACACGACAAAGGCAAGCAUUAAUGGUGGUGCUAAUAGUCCAAGGGUGGAAUUUGACGAGGAGUCUGAGGCUGAUUUGUUUGAAAUUGUCUUGGACGGUACCGGAAGAUCACCCAAUACCGUAUUAUGAAACUGUAGCUACCGGAAUUGACAAUUUUGGUUGUGAUUGGAGGAGUUGGAACAUCAGAAACACCUGUCUAUAUAGAGUUGAGGAAAGUUGCAACCUUGAGCAGCUUGUUCAUAUUCAGAAUAUGAUAUAAAAACGAAAAAGGUAGUGUAUGAGAAACUGAGAAUACAGGUGUUUUUUUUUCUGUAAUUAUCUGGCUUGUCAAGGAUUUGUUACUCUUUGUAUAGUCCAAAUUGCAUUGUUUAUUCAAGAUGAGUCGUUUAUUAAUCUCAGAUAUCUCAUAAUAAACUUGUUAAAUUUUA
Messenger RNA from Rubroshorea leprosula, 1472 nucleotides. NCBI's taxonomy places the organism in Eukaryota, Viridiplantae, Streptophyta, Magnoliopsida, Malvales, Dipterocarpaceae. The record is from the annotation of a GenBank genome assembly.